CAGAAUGUGGUUUCUCGUUCGAGUGCUGAAUCAGAAUAUCGGGCUAUGGCACAAUUGGCAUGUGAGAUAAUCUCGAUAAACCAUUUAUUGAGUGAAACCGGAUUGAAGACACCAAUGCCUGCUAAACUCUGAUGUGAUAACCAAGCUGCUAUACACAUUGCCAACAACUCAGUGUUUCAUGAGAGAACAAAACAUAUUGAGGUCAAUUGUCACUUUGUUCGAGAAAAGAUACAACAAAGAUUCAUCUCUACAGGAUAUGUGAAAACUAGAGAACAGCUUGGAGAUUUAUUCAUUAAAGCACUAAAUGGAAUUCAUGUUGAUUAUUUGUGUAACAAGUUAGGCAUGAUAAAUAUUUAUGAUCCAACUUGAGGGGAGUGUGAAAGACAUUAGAAUAUACUUUAGAAUAUGCUUUAAAAUAUUCUUCUAUGUUUAGAAUAUGCUUUAGAAUAUUUUAGGAUUAUACUCUAGGAUAUUAUUAUUGUAUAAAAUCUUAUAGGAAUAUUCUAUCUUUGUAAUGUAUAUAUAUAGGGACAUAACCCUCAAAUGAAAUAGAAGGAAAAUCAUUUUCCUUCUCAUCUUUAAUUCUUAUAACACUCCUAAAUCCUCAUUACCAAUAAACAAAUCUCAAAAUCAAAACAUGUUUUCACUUUUCAAAAAACAAUCAAAGUUCAAUCUCUUAGAAUAGACUAGAACUUAGGUCACGAACUUAGGUCACAAAUAGUCUUUUGGAAUAUUGAGGAUAUAAAAACAUAUUAAAUAUAUAUGAAGUAAAAACUAUCUAAAAGAGAUUUAUGCAAAAAACAGAAAUAACAAUAUCCACAAAUUGAAUUGAAUGAUAAAAUAAUAAUUUUUUUAAAAACAACAAAAAAUGGCAACCUCUUAAAGUUACAAGUGAUGGGGAGUACCAUUCUUCCUAGUUCCUACGAGACUUGUAUAUGUUAUAUGUAUAUGAUACGAAUGCUCCAAUCAUUGGACCAGAACUCCUUAUUUGUAUAAUUAUUUAAUCUAUCUGAUGAUGUAGAGUCUGAAGUAACAUUCCCAUCACUUCUUCAUCGCCAUGUUACCGACUUGGCUCAGCCCAGUCUCCUUGUACGGCGGUUUCGUCCGGCGGUGCCUCUCAGCCGCCGGCCUCACUCCGCAAUCAUUGGACAUCGAUGACGACACUACUCUCCACUUCUGGGGUCCGAACCCUACUUCAUCAUCAUCAUCGCCGUCUGGGAAGCCCGCUCUGGUCCUGAUCCAUGGCUUCGGCCCAAACGGCGUCUGGCAGUGGCACCCCCAAAUCUCCUUCUUCGCCUCCGAUUACAACGUCUUCGUCCCCAACCUCGUCUUCUUCGGCCGAUCCGUUACCAAAUCCACCGAACGUUCGGAGGUUUUCCAGGCCAAGUGUGUGGGGAAAUUGAUGGAGAAACUGGGAGUAAAAAGGUUUUCGGUGGUGGGGACGAGCUACGGCGGUUUCGUGGCGUACCAUAUGGCGAGGAUGUGGCCGGAAAGAGUGGAGAAGGUGGUGAUCGCCAGCUCGGCCAUUAACUUGAGGAAGCAGGACAAUGAUGGGCUGUAUAAGAGGGCCAACGUGGAUAGGAUAGAAGACGUGCUGCUGCCGGCUACGGCGGAGCAGUUACGGAAAUUGCUAUCGAUCUGUACUUUCCGGCCGCCUCCUGGAUUCCUGCCGGAUUUCCUCCUCAACGACCUCAUACGUAAAUUAUACGCAGAAAAUAGGAUAGAGAAGGUAGAACUGCUGUACGGAUUGACCAUUGGAACAGAUAACACGCCCGAAGUCUACCCACUUCAACAGGAAGUGUUGCUUAUAUGGGGAGAGCACGAUCAGUUAUUUCUAUUAGAAAAGGCUACGCACCUCAAAGAGGUUCUGGGGAAGAAGAGUCGUCUGAACAUAAUGAAGAAGACCUCGCAUAUACCGCAGCUGGAGGACGCCUCCCAAUUCAACAACAUCGUCAACCAUUUCCUAUGCGCCGCCGCGCUCCAACGUACCACCUGAUCCAUCAUUACACUCUCACGCCCGGACCCGGACCCGGACCUAGCUGAAGGAGAUGUUUAACGUAGCAAUUGCACACUUGCAUUGAACGACGACAGAGACCACACGAAGAGGAAGAUGAUGGGGUAUAGAUAGAGAAGGAGAGAAUUGAGUAGCUACAUGAUAUGAACUAUGAAGGGCUGUUAAACACCGUUAAAAUAAAACGUGAAUGGGUGGUCAAUUGUUAUCCAAAUAAAUAUCUUGUGUUAAUUUGGUCCACUCAAAAGCUAAGUGUCCAAUAUGAACUUCCUAAAUAACCCUAGUGUCCAUUUUGAGCCUUAUCCCCAAAACUUUAAUUUCAAUUUCUCCGACUAGUCUCACCCAGACGUCUGCAAAUUUGCCUAAGCACUAGGGGUUAGCACCCGACUAACACCUUUUACAACAUUGUUUUUAAAAUUAUAUUAUAAUCUAAACAUAUAUGCAAGUGUAUAAAUUGUUUGUCACUCAAAUUACUUGCUCGCAGAGAAUUUAUCACUCAAAUUAAGUUGUGCAAGAAAGAGUAUCAACACUCCCAUUAUAUGAGAACAAGUGCUUAAACUUAUUUGGAUUACUAACUAUGUGAUUGAGUAUUAGAGUUUUCUUGGGAGAGACUUUUUUUAUUGUACUUAGGGGUGGAUUGUUUCACAUCUUUGUUUUUCUCUUCUUGUUACUUUUUUCUUCCUUUUCCAUUUUUCCUUGCCUUUUUCCUUCCAUGUAAUCUUCUUGGUACUUAUUAAUAAAAUUUUUACUUUGGUUGAAA
Molecule: messenger RNA, 2771 nt
Organism: Cuscuta europaea
Lineage: Eukaryota; Viridiplantae; Streptophyta; Magnoliopsida; Solanales; Convolvulaceae
Source: the annotation of a GenBank genome assembly